Molecule: messenger RNA, 3995 nt
Organism: Corylus avellana
Lineage: Eukaryota; Viridiplantae; Streptophyta; Magnoliopsida; Fagales; Betulaceae
Source: RefSeq, a predicted model, not a curated record
AGGCCUCAAUUGGUGCCUGUGUAAGCGAUCUGCGCGAACGCUUUACAGAUGGAGACUGCUGACUCAACUUGUCAAGAAGAAGCUUCUUUGGAAUUUGACUUUAACUUCGACGAUGACAACUUAAUGGAGAAUCCCCAUAUACAUAAGCCUUUGAAUGAUCAGCCGGGCGAAACAACGGAAAAUAUAUCUAGUCAAGAGUAUGUGGAGUUGGGUUCUUCAUCUGGAAGCAAUCAACCGCUUAUCAACCGAAAAAACUCGAAGCCAAACCUCGCACCGUCUACAAUGACUAGCAGCGGCCUUUCUGACACUCCACAACCUGAACAUGCUCCAAACUUGGCACAACCGGCUACAUCUUUCAAUCCUUCACUGGACUAUGCGGAGCUCCAAUCACCAGGUGGAUAUUCUCAGCCUAAACCUAAUGUGGGGAACCAAAAUUCCAACUAUUCUCAACAUGCCUACAAUACUUCUGAAGACCCUAGCCCUGCAGUUGUUAGUACUCCAAGCUUGCAACAAUUGGGACAAUCCUCCUUGAAUAGUACAUUAAUGGGAGAGCCACAACCUCAUCCUCCAACAAUGGAGAAAGCAGAGCUAAGAUCAUUGGGUGGAAGUAACUGGUCCUGUCUAAACAGUGAAGGCUCCAGCCAGAACCUCAAGCAAUCUGCACUUUCAAGUUUAGAGUGCUUUAAUACUUCACUUGCUACCUCUCCAAAUGUGGGGGGGCUGCUGGCAUUUGAUGGAGCAGUUCAGUCAUUUCAAGCUCAUGAAGUGAUAUAUCCCAAUCAGCUGAUGAAUGCUCGGCCUGAAAAUGUCCCUCAAAUUGAGCAUAUGCCUCUGCCUCAAAGUAUGCGUCCACUCAAUGAAUGUAGCACAAACAAUCAAAUAGCAAAAAACAUCACAAGCAACAAUUUCAGCAGCAUCAGCCAGCAACAGUCACUCUGCCCAACUUUAUUCCCUCAAAAUCCGAUGGGGUUUGGAGUAACAAAUCAGAGACCAUUGCUAAUAAACCAACAACAGGCCACUUUACUCCCCCACAACCAGAACACACCUUACAGACCUUUUUCUCCACUGGGGCCCCAAGCUAAUGAAUUCAUGACAGCUAAUGUGUAUGACAGUCAAUGUAUCAACUUCAUGCAACCUCAAUCUUAUGCAUUUUUAAGGCCCCAGCAGUCUUCUAAUCAGCUACAACAGCUUAACCAAGCCCCCCAAACGACAAGUGUUUUUGAUCCUCAAUGUCAUUACUCCAUGCUUCCUGGCCUUUCUAUGCCUUUUAGGCCAAGAAGUUUCUUACAUCAUCAGUUUGAUCAAGUUCCAGUGCCGCCUAAUGUAUACGAUCCACAAGGCUAUAACUCAAUGCUGCCUGAGCUUUCUAUCUUGGCCAGACCUCCUCAACUUGCAAAUUAUCACCAACAACCUAACCAACUCUGGACAACACAAAACUCCUUACUACCUGGAUCUUCAAUGCCUUCUAGGCUCCAACAGUUCUGUGGUCGUCAACAGCUUAAUCAAUCAACCCACUUGAUGCCUAAUGUGUUUAAUCCACAACUUGGUGCUUCCAUGCUACCUGAACCAAUCAUGCUUUCUGGGCGCUCACAGCUACUGGAUCAUUAUGAACAAUCUAACCAAGUCUCAAUGACACCUUGUGUAUGUAACCCUCUGCAACAUAACUCCAUAGCAUCUGGACCUGCUGCACUGCCAAGGGCUACAAGGUUGUAUGAUCAUCAGCAUCUAUUUGAGCAAUUCCAGGAUUCACAAUUUUGUAGCUCCAUGCGGCCCCAACAAUCAUCUCUGCAUCAAAGGCUCAAUCAAGUUACUGAGACAGCUAUUGGAAUUGAUCCUCAGCAUCACAACAUCUUGCUCCCUGACUCUUCAACUCCUUUUAGUUUACAGACCAUCCAAACCCACGGAUUUUUGAAUCAAACUGGUAGACAAAGUAUCCCCUACCUCAGUUCUGGCACAAAUGCUCAGCAAACGCAAAUCCUGAACUUACAAACUGAACGAGAAAUUGGGGGUGGAAAGAACAGAGUGGCAAUCUCUGAUCUAAGUGAAACAUCACUGAGAGGCUUCAAAGAGAAAGGACUGGUGGAAGGACAUAGACGGGCAGCAAAACGACAUCUGUUGGGAGAAUCAUCGUUGUCGUCUAAACGCUCCAUGAUCGAAACAAUAUGGGGAGAAAGGAGUUUACAAGAUGAGGAGAGGACUUCUCAAUCUGAAGGAAAUGAAGUCGAAAACUCUAUUCUUUCCAAUCCUUCUUAUACAAGGCCAACCAAGAAUGCUGUUUAUGAUCCAACAUUUGAGGGGAUUGGUCUACCUGUUGACCCUCAUCUUCGGCUAUUUGCCUCAUGCUAGUUGCAAGGCAAUGGUACAUCAUGCGGGUUAGAUGAGUCAAUGUUAGCUUUUGAAGUUUUGAGGCGGGUUUGUUUAUCUUCAAGAUGGGACUUAUUGUAUCAUAUUUCUAUGAUUAGGCGCUAUUUAUCAACUUUGAUACUAUUUUUCCAAUCUGAUUGUGAGCUAAACAAACUUGUUUCUUAUAUCUACCGCAUGAUGUCAAUAAUAUGCUCUUUUUUUUUUUUCUUUUUUUUUUUUCUGAAAUUGGCUAUAAUUGGUUGUUGAGCUUUAAACUCAGUAUGACUACCAAAAGGUCAACUUCCAUCCUUCAGGCAUGCUAAUGUUGAAAAAGCAACAAAAAUUAAGUUGUGGCAUGAUGAGGAUUACGUUAUCCAAAAAGACAUCAUGAGGAUUGGUAAAAGAUAAUGUACCUUGACUCCAUAAGUUUCUAGAAACACAAAGGAUAGUCUUAUUCAAGGUAAAUUCCUCAAAGUACGGUUAAAAAAACGAGAUAGAAAUGGUAAAUGACUCCCAAUAUUUCUACUUUUGGUCAUGAUAUCUCACUCAUGAUGUACGAUGAUUCAGAAUCAAUUCGAGACAUAAGAUCUUCAAUCUCUUCUGAACCAUACUUGGUACGCCACCAUAGCUUUCUGAUUAGGGUCAUAAGCACAAUGCAUCGAAGAGCCCAUAUAUUAGAGCACAUCACUUGUACACCAUAAUUGAUACACUAGGGCUAAGAAUAAUGGAGUCCCUCUCUAAUAUGGAGAUUCUUACGUUCCUUUCUAGAAAACCCCUUUAGGAGAAUAGAGACUAAUAGAGCUUGAGACUAUGAAAAAAUGGUGAGUGGGUACUUAAGAGCCUUCUGCAAAUCCAUUCCUGAAGAUGGAGAAACAAACAAACCCUCUUUAGCAGAACAAACUGAGAGAACUUGAGACUGAAAAAAAUGGUGAGUGGCUGGACUAGAGCCUUCUGCACAUCCAUCCCCAAAGAUAGAGAAACAAACGAAGUGUUAUCAGAGAAACAUCUUCAGCAGCAUAAUUGCGAGAAUAGCAACGCCAUUCAAAGCCUUAAAAUCUGCUCAAAGUUCGGGCUUUUCUCCAACCCAUCCAUGCCUCGCUUGCAGUCUCAACCAGUCUUGAGCCGCAGGCUCCAAAGCUGAACCUCCACAACACCCACUUCCUGAUUGCCUAAUAGCUCAAAACUCCAAAUCAAAACUUCAACCACCCCAAAGAAAAACAACAGCCCCAGACUGUUCCAGCUCUGCAAUAAUCCUCUCUCCCCCAAAUCUCCCUCUCGCUUCUCACUCCUCAAAGCCUUACGUCCCUCCAAAGUAAGCAUCUUUUUCUCUUGAAAACAAACGGCAUUUGUUUAGCUUUUGGUCAGAUGAUGUUGUUUGUGUAAAAAUGCUAUUAUUAAAUUUUGACCAUCCAAGUCUUUAACUGGGGAUAUCAGUAACUGGAUGUAAGCCGGAUGUGAGAUAUCAGUAGAGGUUGAAUACCUUAUGUCUUGAAUUGAGUUUGAAUCACCAUACAUCCCAAGUAAGAUAUCAGGACCAUAUAGCUGAAUUUCAAAUGUAAUCCUUGUUAUAACAAUUUAAUCAUAGGAGUAAGCCUUUAUUUAAAUACACAAAGUAGCAUAUGUAAUCCUUCAUUAAGACCAAUCUCAAUAAU